AUGAACCACUCAGGCAUGAACCAAUCAAGCUUACUAGAUAUGAACCAACCAGGCACGUGCCAGCUAGACAUGAGCUUACUUGUUAUGAACCAAAUGGACAGGAACCAACCAAGCACAAGCCUACUUGACAUCAGUCAACUGGGCCUGAGCCAAUCAGGCAUGAGGCAACCAAGCCCAAGCCAAUCAGGCAUAAGUCAAUCAGGCAUUAGGCAGGCAGGCCUGAACCAAUCAGGCAUUAAGCAACCGUUCCUGAGCCAAUCUGGCAUGAAUCAUUUAGGUAUGAGGCAAUCAGGUGAAAGCCAAUCAGACACAAGUCAACCAAGCCCUAGCCAACCAGGCAUGAGACAACCAGGGAUGAGGCAAACAGGCCCAAGCCUACCUGACAGAAGCCAAUCAGGCCCAUACCAAAUAGGCAUGAGGCAACUGCAAUCAAGCCUGGGCCAGUCCAGCAUGAGGCAACCAGGCCUGAGGCAACCAGGUAUGAGGCAAUCAGGUGCAAGCCAAUCAGACAUAAGUCAACCAGGCCCAAGCCAACCAGGCUUGAGGCAAAGUGGGGAGAAGGCAUUCGAGCAGAAGGCAACCAAGGGUGAAUUGUUUCUGAUAAGAUCUGCAGAGGCUUAAGACUGCCCAGAAAUCCUGAUCCUAACAAAAGAAUUGGCUGCCUGUAAAAACAUGCUGGAAUCAGUGAAGUUAACAGUAACAGAUUUACUGAGGGAUGGCUUUGGGGACAAUCCCCUUUUCAACUGCCUGACUAUAGAAGUACACAAUCAACAAAAGCCAUCAGGCCAAGUGACUGUUGGAUUUGCCAUGUAGUACUUUACAUAUGACCCCUGGAUUGGCAAGUUACUUUACCUAGAGGACUUUUAUGUCAUAUAAGCUUAUUGAGGUCAAGUUUCAAUUAAUAGUAUUACUUAUACUUUAAAAAUGUAAAUGGCAUAUUUUAAUUUCAUGUAUACAUUUAGGGUUUUAGUAUAAAUAUGGUAUUAAAGUUAGUUUAUGCAACUCAUUUCAAUUUCAUGAGCCUGAUCAUUAUCAUAGUUAUCACUGCAUGUGGUGAAAACUCAAUCAGAAAUUAGAAAAAGAUGUUUUUCGUUAGUUUCCAUCAGGGCUUAGAUAAGCCAAGUUAUAGCUAUCAUUUUAUCUUUAAAAAAUGCUUUUAUAUUUUUGGUUGGUUUGUCUAGAAAUUAAUAUGCAAUAUACUCUGUGAUAAGAUGAUAGUGACAGGGACUUAUUUCCUCUUUGCUGAUCUUAAAAAUAAAUCCAAAAUAUUUUCCAUUACUUUUGGAACUACAUUCCAGUCAGGAGAGAGAUGAAAAACAUUCAUGAGGUGAGUUUUAACACAAGCUAUUAAGAAUAUGUAACAACCAGAUACAGGCUUUUAUAUUUUAUUUCUUUUAAACUAAAGCAAAUAACUUGUUAAGUAGAAUUUUUCAACUUACAGUUUUUCAUUUUGCAUUAUCUAUUUAAAAAGUCUAGGUAUUGGAGCUGAAAUGCUGAAGAGACUAAGUUAGGUAUGUAUUACAACUAGUAGUGGUAUUCUAUAUGUUAUCCUUUUCUUUAUCAAACAUUGUUAUUUAACAGGGUAUAAAUUCAAUAAUUUAUCUCAUCAUUCAAACAUAAUCUCAAAAUAUACUUAAUUUUUAAAUUCCAAAUAAGUUAGAUAUUCAAAUAAGAUACUCAUGUCAGCUAUAUUUGAGCUACAUUUAAUUAAAAAUUGAUUUCUAUAUAAUCCACAACCACUCUAUAUUCCUUUUUGUUAAAAAGCAAAAGCAAGAGGGAGAUUCGAAGCCAAUUUUCCCCAAAAAAUAGGUCCACAGCAUAAAUAUGAGAAUAGUAUAAAAACAGGAUCCUUUUGCAUUUUGGAAAUACAUAUGACAAACUUUGGUAAACUUUUUCUAGAAUAAUAAUAAAGAACAAAACAGUGAAUUUGAUUUAUAGAAUUGCCAACGAGUGGACUUUGCAUCAUUUUUGGACUUUUAAACAAAGGGUCUUAAAACUCAACAGAAGGACCUUUUUCUUUUUUAAAGCUUAGAAGUCCAAGAGGUAACUGUUAUAUUAUUAUUUGGAAGUAUUAUACACACAGAGUGCCUUGCUUGUAGACCUUUAAUAACAUAAAUGUGUUGAUGAAGAAUAGACUUUCAAAUAAAAGUCAUCUCUAUUUUUAAACAGAUAGCCAUCAGAAGCCACUGUAACUGCAUGCACUUUCUUGUCCUCAUUUGGAACCAGGCUUCUAUUGACUAUUAAACUCGCCAAGGGGCUUUAGACCUUUCCUCCGAGGAGGGCUGGCAUCUGUUCAGGUUUAACAGAGAAGAACUCAUGAACAUGGCAAGGGUAGAGUGAAGGAUUAACUCAUCAUAACUUGUCCCAACAUAGACUCCAACAUUUCAAUGUCACCUGAGCCCAACAGCAAUUUGACUUUGAGUGUUGUGCAAUACAGCAAGUGAUCAAACUCUGGUGUGAGCAGAUCUUUCACACUGAAACAGGUUUUGCAGAUAGUAAACUCUCCUUUAUCUAAACUAAUAUGCCAAUGGCUAAUAGCAGAGCUGAUGAUCCAAAACAGCAGAUAAUUCAAAAAUCACUUAUACUUGGCUUUAUGAUACUUAUUUUUUUACUUGUCAUCUCACUAAAUUAAGAUGCUUAUAUGUUUACAUCCUAACAUAUCUGAAAUUGGGAUAAGUAUACUGAUCAGUACUUCUUUCUUAGAGGUAAAUGUCUUAUAUCUGAUGAAAUAUGGAUGUGUUUAAUUAUAAACAGACCUAAGGUACAAAAAAUUCAUUAAAAAUAUUGAAGUUAUGGGGACUUGAUAAUGGGGGGAAUCUAGUAACCACAAUGUUGCUCAUGUAAUUGUAUAUUAAUGAUACAAAAAUUUUAAAAAAGGAAAAAAUAAAAUGAUUUCCUAUGGGCAACAUAAAAAAAAAUAUUGAAGUUAAAUUUUGAAGAGCUUACUUAUGAAAACCUAGUAAGUGAACUGCUUCCUAACCUCGAGCAGCUCAAGUACCACUGCCUCCAUGACAUCAACCCAGAACUACAUUCCAUCUCUGAGCAUCUACAGGUCUUUGGUUGUACUUAUCUUAGGGAAGAUACUACAUAUAACACUGUAUUUUAUAUAUGUUUCCAUCCUUUCUGGUAGAAUAUAUGCCCUUUGAUAGAAUUGUAAUUAUUUUUGCAUCUGUUAUAAUUGGCAUGGUAGAAUAUGUGUGCUCCUACUACUAUGUAGCAGAUAUUUCAUGGGCAUCAAAGCUACACAAAGAUGAUUCAGUCAUACCCAUAAGGAGCCUCAUCUGUGAAAAAAAUACCAGUUUUUGUUUUAUAGUAAAUUGUAUGUGCUAUCACAGCUAUACAUACCAAGUGUAAGAGAACAGAGGAAAGAACAUCUAAAUCCCACCCUAGAGAAUUGAGAAAGGUGACAUUGGAAUUGGGUACGAAGAAUGAAUAGGAAGUUGGGAUGGGGAACAGGAUGAGGCAAAGAAAUUUCUAAGAGGAGACAUUAGCAUAGGCAGAGAAAAAGAGAUAUAAAAGUACGAAGCAUGUUCAAGAAGCAAGUGGUAUCUUAUAGAUAAUAUACCUUGGCAGUAGGGUGAGUGGGGAAAGGGAAGACAGGAUUAACGUUGAGCUAGGAUCAUAUAUGAAGUACCUUGUAUGUCAUACUACAGUCUUGAUUUGAUUCUGUAGGCAAUGAUGAACCACUGAAAAUUUCAGAAAGACAACUAUCCAUCCAUAAAAGUUGUUAGAAAGACAACUAUGUCAUAUGACACAUUAGUUACAAGAAUAUGGUAGCAGAUGCUGUAUGUUAGCUCAAACUCAACACAAUUCUAAAUCCCUUACCCCUUGCCUUCCUUACCAUAGAAAAAAUUAUGAUUUGCCAAUCUUGAGCUAAGUGUGGCUAUGUAAGAUUGGUCAAGAUGUAGAUAUAAAUCUUCUGAGAGGGGAUCUAAGAAAGUCUUUACUUUUCUAAUAAAAAGGAAUCAGAGAAAAAGUCUAGGUCUUUGAUUAGCCACUGUACCAACCCUAUGGUGCCUAAUUUCAGACUUUAAAUAGAUUUAUUUAAACUAUUGUUAACUGGUUUACUGUUACUUACAAGCAGAACUCAUUCUGAAGAGAUAGAAAGCAAGGCUAAUGGCAGGCAGAUUGACCAGAAGACUUACUGUAAUAUUCCAGGAAAGUGAUAAUGAAGAUUUGAAUGAGAGCAAGAUUACAGGAGGUAAAAUAGAUUUGGAAAACCAUAUAAAUUAAGAAGAGAGAGGUAGAGGCAAUUUAGUUUGAUGCAUAAAGACACUGAGGAUACCUAUGGGAUGUACAGUGGAUACAACUAAUAAAAAGGAUAGGUCUACAGCUCUGGAGAUGUAUGGGAGCUAGAAGUAGGGAAAAAAAGGACAUACAAGUGGUGUCUGAAGCCAGUGAAGUAUGUUGAAUGAAAAUGAGAGAGCAUAUAGAAUGAGAAAAAGACUAGGAAUGCAACCUGAGGAGCCUCAGCAUUUAAGGGAUUCAGAGCAAGAAAAGAAUAAAGAGUCAGACAAGCAUGAAUAGCAGAGCAGAGGGAAGAGUGAGUUUCAAGGAGGCAGUGGUGAAGAGUCCAUAAUUACAGAAAACUCAUAUAGAGGCCAGAGAAUCGCAAGUUAAGAGAGAAAUUGAAAAUGAAGAAGAAAAUGACAUUAAUUACUUUUUUUUAUGAAUUAUGGAAGUCAUAGGAAGGAG
Molecule: messenger RNA, 4695 nt
Organism: Manis pentadactyla (Chinese pangolin)
Lineage: Eukaryota; Metazoa; Chordata; Mammalia; Pholidota; Manidae
Gene: SATL1
Product: spermidine/spermine N1-acetyl transferase like 1
Exons: 6
Cellular component (GO): cytosol
Molecular function (GO): N-acetyltransferase activity
Source: RefSeq, a predicted model, not a curated record